AUGAAACGGGUUGGCAAAUUCCGGUCCAUCAAGGACACCUCCUCCUCCUUCCCGCCACCCUGCCCUUCCUUCCCAGUCGACUACGGGGUGAGUCCUUGUGCCGUGCCCUUCUCUUGGGAGUCGCAGCCCGGGACUCCCAGGCACACCCACUCCACCCGCACCGGCCUGCACCCUCUCCUUACGCCACCCCCUUCCUACUACAACACCAACAGCAGCAGGUCGUCCAAGAAGAAAACUUGCAAGUCGGAGCUCAUGCAUAUCGUCAACUUCCACUGCCUGUGGCCUUUCUCUUCUUCUUCCUCCUCUUCAUCUUCAUCGUCGUCUGCCAGCUCCGGGUGUUGCAGAAGGCCAGUGUGGUAG
Molecule: messenger RNA, 360 nt
Organism: Zingiber officinale
Lineage: Eukaryota; Viridiplantae; Streptophyta; Magnoliopsida; Zingiberales; Zingiberaceae
Exons: 1
Coding region: 1-360 (119 amino acids)
Source: RefSeq, a predicted model, not a curated record